Messenger RNA from Staurois parvus, 398 nucleotides. NCBI's taxonomy places the organism in Eukaryota, Metazoa, Chordata, Amphibia, Anura, Ranidae. The record is from the annotation of a GenBank genome assembly.
GACCCCAGGCAGAGCAUUGAUCGUCUGGGCUGGACAGCGGGCAUCAGGUCAUUUGGCUCGAGCGGACGGGCCACCCGCGUCAUCUGGCCGCAAGGACAGUGGGCUCCGAGUCAACUGGCAUGACCGCUUGGCACUGGGGUCAGACAUUGGAUCGUCUGGCUGGACAGCGGGCAUCGGGUCACCAGGCAUCAGGUCAUUUGGCUCGGACAGCGGGCACCGCGUCAUCUGGCAAGGCAGUGGGCACCAAGUCACCAAGCACGACAGUGGGCUCUGAUCUCAAUUGGCACAAAAAAGCGGGCACCCGGGUCAUCAGGUACCGGAUUGUCUGGCUCGACAGCGGGCAUCGGGUCACCAGGUAUGACAGCGGGCACUGGGUCACCAGGCAUCAGGUCAUUUGG